UCAGAAAGGGAAACUCCCUACUGAGAAAAUCCAAUAAUUUGGAGUACCUUUUUUUCAGGCAGGGGAGAACUGCAGGAUCACAUCUACCAUAUUCCCAAGGGCAAACUUUCUGCAGCUUAAAGGAGCCAACCAUGGAUUUCAGGCGUGUGAAGGAAUAUUUCUCCUGGCUCUACUAUCAAUACCAAAUCAUUAGUUGCUGUGCUGUCUUGGAGCCCUGGGAGCGAUCUAUGUUCAACACCAUCUUACUAACUAUUUUUGCUAUGGUUGUAUACACUGCCUAUGUCUUUAUCCCAAUCCACAUUCGCCUGGCUUGGGAAUUUUUCUCAAAAAUAUGCGGAUAUCACAGUACAAUUUCUAACUGAUCUUGUUUGCAUUUUGUGAAAUGGCAUUGUGUAUUUAUAUGUUGCUUACAAACUUAUGGAUUUAGGUGACUACUAUGUCUUCUUUCACUAUUUGACCUGAAAAGCCCUCUCUUCUCUAUGCACUCUUAUAUCUUGCCUGGAGUUUGAAAUAGAAGCCUCUUUAGUUUCUUUUAUACGUGCUUCAUUGCACAUCAGACCAUAGAAAACACCAUGACUUUACCUCACAUACCAUGUUCAUUCAACGCAAAUUUAUGACUUUAGAUUUUUUUUUAGUCAGGACAAUUUCAUAUAAAUUUUUUUUGGAAAAUAGGCUCUUAAGAGACCUACCAGAAUCAUAUUUAAAGCGUUCCCUUGACACCUAUUCUAUACUGAAGAAUAUAUUUUAAAAAAAUUCUUCAAAAGCUACUGUCAGAAGUAUCCUAUCUUUGUUUACAAUGUAUACAAUAUGUGAAUAUAUGGACCCCCUAAAGUCUUAUUUUCUAGUAAACUGCAAAUAACUAAAAUUCUUUUACUUCAAAUGCAAAAGAAUAGGCUGGAGGCAAUUAUUUGCUUUCAUACAUGGUUCAUGAAUUGUUUUAAAUGCCUCUUAAAGUCUGACUUUGUAAUGGUUUAAAAUUGACAAUGUUGAUUUUAGAUAAACAAGUAAGUAUUAUAAUACAAAAUAAGUUUAAGUGUAAGAAACAAAAAUAUAAUCAAAGUAAAUUCAGAUGUUGUGGCUUGUGAUGUUGCUUUUGCCUUGCAUGAUGGGGGUAAAAGAGAAAAGAAAUUUUUUCUUUCUGUGCUUUCAUUCAGUGGAGGGAAAAAAAAAAAAAACCCAUGCAUGUAUUGGGCUGCAGGAAGAAAAGCUAAUAAAUAGGCUGGAAGUAAUAUUCUACCAGCAGGAACUCAACAGCUCUAGUUAAAUGCUUUGAUAUAGUGGCUCCUUUGCAAAGCAGAAACAAGAUUUAUUAAAUUUCCUUCAAGUGUUUAUCAUAAAAACAAAUGUAAGUUUUCAGUUAUACUGCUGAAUCAAAUGUGAAUGCCAAAGACCAACCCUUGCAGUUUUGCUUUCCUCCCAAUAAAUAUUAAUGUUAGUAAUUCAGGAGGGUAAAAAUGUAAAUAGGUUUUGGACAAGAUUUGCACCCUUGUUUGUGUUAUGAAAAAAAAAAUUUCCAGGGCAAUCUGGAGAGAAAGAUGUUUGGCAUGCCAAAUUAACUUGCAUGUUUGUUAAAAAACAAAAAACAAACAUACGUUUUAAAGAGAAACCAGAUCUGAAGAUGUAUUUGUUGAUUUUUGUCAAAUAAAAUUAAGUUUAAUUUUAUAAGUAAAA
Molecule: messenger RNA, 1671 nt
Organism: Lemur catta (Ring-tailed lemur)
Lineage: Eukaryota; Metazoa; Chordata; Mammalia; Primates; Lemuridae
Gene: SPTSSB
Product: serine palmitoyltransferase small subunit B
Exons: 2
Coding region: 132-362 (76 amino acids)
Biological process (GO): endoplasmic reticulum organization; ceramide biosynthetic process
Cellular component (GO): serine palmitoyltransferase complex
Molecular function (GO): serine C-palmitoyltransferase activity
Source: RefSeq, a predicted model, not a curated record